CAUAUGUGUUAUUUCAUCGUUUUGAUGUCUUCACUAUUUUUGUACAAUUUAGAAAAUAGUAAAAAUAAAGAGAAACCCUUGAAUGAGUAGGUGCGUCCAAACUUUUGACUGGUACUGUAUAUGUUUUCAUCAGUUCAACGUGCAUGCAAGAGACCGGUUGGAAUGUCUGACUGAAAUACAGGACUAAUCAACAACAACAAAAAGUGAAAUUGGUGGGGUUUAAAUUUGUUGAUAAAAUGCGGGACAUGAUUGUUUAGUUGCAGGACAAAGGACCAAAAUGUGGGACUGUCCGCACAAUCAGGGACUUGUGGUCACCCUAACUCCAGAUAGAUGGCAUAGUAGCCCACACAUGAAUAGUAAUGUUAAUUAUAAUUGUAUGGUCACAGUCUUGAAGUCUCAUUACUUACAGGGCUGUGAAAACAAUUAACACAAUACAGGGAUGCAAACCAGGUGCAUGUUGGAUCUUCUGGACCUUUUCCAAGCAUGGAGGAACAAACUUGCAGCCGUUCAUAUCACUGAAGACCACUACUAUAUAGUGGUAGGAUAUGGUGCUAGUACCUCAGGGGAGUUGGGGGUGCAGAGGGGCUAGUAGAACAGAAUGCAGCCUUUCUCACUCGGUAGCCAACUGGAGGCAGGCACAAAGCUAGGCCCCUCAUGGUUCUCACUGGCUAAGACUGUCCUGCACCCUAAUGGUAGGAAGGUGUACUAGUCAAACAUAACGGUACUAAAACCCUUAAGACAAAUGGCUUGAAACAGAGCAAUUACACAGAACUCGGGUUGGUCUUGUGAUGUUGUACUCGCCAAUAUCAAUAUUCUCCAAAGAUUGUAAAUGAACCACUUAAGUUUAUACAUAUAUAUUAUGACAGCACACCUAUCAUCUUAGGCCAAUGGGUACAAAUGGUAUACAGAUGGCAUCAAUGAAGAUGAGUUACAAGUGAGUGUUCCAAUUCUGUGUCAGGCUCUCAAAAUUGCUUUAUUUGAUCGACUUUCACAGAAGACUCCGGGGUUUGUAUCUUCUUGCCCGCCCGCCCGUCUUGUCCAUCUGCAGAGCCUUGUGCAGCAAUUCUUUGAUGUUGGACUGUGGAAGAGUGGGAGAGUGUAAGCUUGUCUUUCUGCACAACUAAACCUUUUAAUAACUAUUAUUAUAAUAAUUGCUCUGCUCUGGGUGAACCAUCUCCACACUGGAACACAAUCAGAUAUAUAAAUGAGAGAACCAUGUAUGUGCUGUAAUGUACUGUGGACAUUUAGACAAACAGCAAUGCCUGAAUAUACAGGGUACACAUGCAUUCAAUCAGUGACUUUACUCGCUCUGAAACCUAGAAGUAGUAGUUUCCCUAGCUUUAAAAGGGCCUCAGCUUUGUUGAGCAAUAGGUAACAAUGCUUUGUGGGUGACAGUUGUCAAUGUGUUCAGAGGGUCCCUGGUUCGUGCUCAGGUUGGGGCAAGCAGAGGGACGGAAGCAACACUGUUACAGUACAUACAGAAACAAACACCCAUUCACAGAAAAUCAGAGAGAAUAUAUAAUUUAUUGGUGGUUCCCAUGUAAUGCAGGCUGGCUAAACAAACAUACUUUUGCAUUCGGAAAGUAUUCAGACCCCUUGACUUUCCACAUUAUUACCUUACAACCUUAUUCUAAAAUGGGUUAAACCUGGAACCAUCCCUACGGUGAAGCAUGGUGGUGGCAGCAUCAUGCUGUGGGGAUGUUUUUCUGCGGCAGGGACUGGGAGACUAGUCAGGGUUGAGGGAAAGAUGAAUGGAGCAGGAGCAAAGUACAGAGAUCCUUGAUGAAACCUGCUCCAGAGCGCUCAGGACUUCAGACUGGGGCGAAGCUUCACCUUCCAACAGGAAAACGACCCUAAGCACACAGCCAAGACAACGCAGGAGUGGCUUCGGGACAAGUCUCUGAAUGUCCUUGAGUGGCCCAGCCAGAGCCCGGACUUGAACCUGAUCGAACAUCUCUGGAGAGACCUGAAAAUAGCUGUGCAGCAACGCUCCCCAUCCAACCUGACAGAGCUUGAGAGGAUCUGCAGAGAAGAAUGGGAGAAACUCCCCAAAUACAGGUGUCAUACUCAAGAAGACUCAAGGCUAUAAUUGCUGUCAAAGGUGCUUCAACAAAGUACUGAGUCAAGGGUCUGAAUAAUUAUGUAAAUGUAAUAUUUUUGUUUUUAAUUUUGAAUAAAUUUGCAAAAAAUUAGAAAAACCUGUUUUUGGUUUGCCAUUAUGGGCUAUUGUGUGUAGAUUGAGGGGGGACAUUUAAAUUUUUAUUUUAUUUUAGAAUAAAGCUGUAACGUAACAAGAUGUGGAAAAAGUCAAGGGGUCUGCAUACUUUCCGAAUGCACUGUAUGAUUGGACUGGUGCCCAGAUCACUGAUGCUACAUUAGCCACACAGAGGGCAGUACAGACUUAGUUUUGUAGGUAUUAAUUGAGGACCCAGGUGAGGGACACAAUCUUGUUGGCUGUCAGAUCCUCUGCACCCUCAUGGACACAGUUUUAUGGUAGAGCUUGAAGAACCUGUCAAGGUGUUGUAAUGUUUUAGGAAGCACUGCAGCAGAGUCAUUGCUCACUUUGGCCUCCAGCCUUGCACAUGGCGCGCUGCAGCGCUAUCCAGAGUUGCUUGGCCUGGAUGUCCGACAGGCCCUACACCUUGCCAAAGUAGUUUCAAAUUAGGUUAAUGUUGUGCGGGUUCUUGCUGCCCAUGCGGUAGUGAUCGUACAUGAGGUCAUUCCAUGAGCACUCCAGGUUCACCAGCUUGUGCCGAACCUCCAGCAGUUCAUCAUACUUUGUCAUUAACGGAGUGUUUGCCACCUUCUCAGGCACUGCUCUAGAAGGGAGGAGAAAUAUAUAUACACACACAAAUACAUUGUGCCACAUCAAAUGCAAUGCAAGCCAACAAUAAUUCCCAAUCAAGUUGCAUGCAACGGUGCAGCUGAACAUACGUGAGAAGAUAUUCUUCAGGUUCUCCACAGCUGAGGCUAGCUGACUGGGUUUUCAAUGGUGUUGAUGCUUUUGCCAGAGUGUUCUGGAUGUCCUUCACAUCCCCCGGGGCAUUGUGGAGCUGACGGGGUCCUUUCGGGAGUGGAUUUCAGCCUGGAGACAGACAAUUUGUAAACGGUUUAGAUAGCUUUGACAUUGGCUGACAAUGUCAAACCCUAAAUAAAUUAUUUUCUACCCUCAGUUAUGCUUCUACUAAAACACCAGAUCUAACUGGGUGAUCAAUAAAUCAUGGGAUUUAUGUCAGUUGCUAGGUCUUAGCAGGUGAAUAAUAUGUUUUUAAUAUAAUGAUGCUAGCCAGCUAACUAUGUCUCCAUACAGAAUCAAGCUAGCUAGCUUAAAAAUGUUUGCAAAAUAACUUUGACACUAGCUAUCGAAAUUGAUUAGGUAGACUACAACGCUAGUUACAAACUCUUAAUAGCAAUGGCUUAUAGCUUCCCAAAAAAUAUUACAAAGAAGAAAAAAAGCUUGCUACCUAGCCAUAAAAGAAAUACAUUUAAGCUUACCUGCUAUGACAGCUAACAGUUGGGCUUCUUUGGUGGACUUUGUGCAAUCAGUCUCAGUGGUAACCUUGUAAUGCACAUUGUAAUUAACAGGUGGUUGCCUUCAGACGAUCACAGCCCAUGUGAGCUGUCACCAACCAACCAGUGUAGAGUAUGCUGGUCUAUAAAAACCUCAUCUGAUUGGUUAGAAGAAACAGGUCCCUCCAAGAACUCCUACUCUCUCUCUCCUUAGUAAUUGCUGUUUGCACAUCUACAAAUAUUUUUGUCACGGUAGGGCGCUAAAGCACUGCCAAAAGUCUGAGCACACAAAAUUGACAUGCGCAGGUGUACAGAAUAAAUAAUACAUUUGUGAAUGCGAUCACAACUACUGAUUAUUAUUUCAUGUUCACAAUUGAUCAGUUACCCACAUUUUGUUUACAACUACAAAUCUAUUCUACACACUCAAAUCAUUAUGUCAAUGAUCUACCUCCAUACAGAGAUCUUUAUAUAAUGAGGAGAUGCUCAUGUCUUCGACCUAACAAAGGUAGGAAGGCAGGCGACAAGUUUAGGUCCAUAGUAAACCCAUAGAAACGCAUUGGGAUUAUUUUGGACAGAUCUGAAUUGCAUCUGGUUUACACAUGCUCGCUAGCCCUCAGUGUGUACAGGGAGAAGCGUGAGCAGUGAUGAUGUUAUCACGUCAUCCAAAAACAUGCCAGACAUUGGAUGAAUAUAAAAUGUUAAUAUCUUCGUCGGCUGUGAGUGUUGAAUUUUUUUUAAAUGUCCCGUUAUCCCAACUGUUACAACGAGAAGAUUGAAUUACUGCUAUUUCCGACAGCUAUGUUCAAUCAUCUCGCUGUAACAUUUGGGAUAAUGGAACAAUUCCGAGUACAACGCAAUUUCUCAUCCCUGGAUUGAGGAAUGUUUUCUGAGUCAUAUCUCGACAGCUCCGCUGUGUUAAUUUAAGCUAACGGCCUGUCAAACCCUGUAGUGCAGCUGUAAUCAAGUGUAAGGUGUCGGAUCCGCUGGGUUUUGGAUAAACAGAAAAUAAGUUCUGUGGUAAACACAGGUUUUCAAUGGAAUUGCAACCCUCUGCAUGCACAGUGCAUUCUUCCAUCACAUGUGCAGUGCACUCUUCCAUCACAGCUGAUUCUUGCACACUAAUGAGAUGCUAUUGAUCCCACACUACUACACUGUCUAAGCCAAGGACUACAUGCUUUCUGACCUCCAGCAGCGUACUCUCUCUGUCUCUGAAGAGGAGGUUCCCCCUAAGCAGCAGCACUGUGAGCAGGAGUGGAGCCCCAGUCUGGGACCGGAGGACACAGAGCCCAUACAGAUUAAAGAGGAAGAGGAGGAACUCAGGACCAGUCAGGAGGAAGAGCAGAUUCAUGGGUUUGAGACUGAUACUAAAGACUCCAUAUUCACUGCUGGCUGUGUGAAAAGUGACUGUGAUGAGGACCCAACUCAUCCCUCACAAGCCCAAAAGGAAGGAAAUGGCAAGAGAGACCCUACAACUGAACAGAUCACAACACAACCUGAUGGAGAGGACUACAUAGAAUCAGAACCAACCAGUGUCUCCCAGCCCCUCUCUGCAGUAAAUCCAGACUGUUUUGCAGCUCAGACUGAAAACAUUGAAAGUGUAGGUGGUAUGGAGACUGGAGGACCUCUGUCAGGUUUUAAGCCAGUCAUAUCAAAGAGAUCAGAGAUGGCAAAAGGACAAAAGUCCCCUAUCAAUACUAAGGGUAAGACAUGGACACAAUUCUCCCUCCUGAAAUCACCCAGUCAAAGUCAUGCUACUUCCUAUUGUUCCUGCCCUGUUUGUGGUACAUGCUUCAACCAGAAUGAAGAUCUGAAAAGACACAUGAGGAGCCACACAGGAGAGAAUUCAUAUUAUUGCCAUGAUUGUGGCAAAACAUUCAUUCGGAGUGGACAUCUAAAAAUACAUAUGCGGAUUCACACAGGGGAGAAGCCUUUUAAUUGUCGUCAUUGUGGCCAAGGAUUCAACCAGAACGGAAAUCUAAAAAGACACAUGAGGAUUCACACAGGAGAGAAACCUUAUCACUGUCAUUUUUGUGGCAAAGGAUUCUGCAACAGCAGUAAUCUGAAAAAACACAUACGGAUUCACACAGGUGCAGGGUUUGGGUCAAUUCCAAUUUAGUUCGAAAUUCCAAUUCAAUUCUUGAAUUCACUCAAGCAGUGGAGAAUUUACAUUGGAUUCAAUUCAAAUUUCAACAAUCUUUAAGUUAUGGAUUUGGAAUUAGACUGUUGAGUUGGAAUUGUAAAAACAUUUCAUCUUUGGAAUUUAAUGAAAAUGUAUGGAAUUUAUGCACUUAGAAUUUUUUUAUUGCAGGAUUUGUUUUAAAUCAUUUCAACUUGUAUUUAUAUAUCUACACUAUAGCUGUCUGAACAGUGACAUAUUCAGCCAGAAAGAAGCCUGAAUGAAUUUAAUUCGAAUUUGUGGAAUUAGGGAUAAUAUUGAAUUGGGAAUUGAGUUCUUGGAAUUUACCUAACAUUAGAAUUGGGAGGACAGUAAUUACUGACCUGAAAUUUGAAUUUAAUUAAAUGAAAUUUACAGGGAGAGGGAAUUGAAUUAGAACUGAAUUUGUGCAAUUAACCCCAACCCUGUAUGGGGGGGAGAGAAGCCAUUUCACUGCCCUGAUUGUGGCAAAACACUAAUGCUACAGCUCGAUCAACAAAUUAAUUCACACAGAGGAGAGAUAAGAUUGUUACUGCCCUAAUUGUGGCACAGGCUUCAAUCCGAUUGACCAUCAAAAGUUACACGAGCUCACACGGGAGAAAUGAUAUCAUUGCCGUGUUGAUGACUGAUGUUUCAGGAAUUACAUAAAUCCAAAAAGUACUCACAUGGGAGAGACAAUUAAGAUGCAAUGAUUGAUAUGCUUAAGUGGGCCCAUUCAUAAAAAUGAACCUUGUGAAACAUGUAUUUUUUCUUCAUCCAGGGAUGGUGUGUUUUAUUCACAACAUAAUAAAUGUUGAUAACCUUGUU
Messenger RNA from Salvelinus fontinalis (brook trout), 6472 nucleotides. RefSeq names its product zinc finger protein 8-like. The record is from RefSeq and is a predicted model, not a curated record. Gene Ontology annotation, molecular function: RNA polymerase II cis-regulatory region sequence-specific DNA binding; DNA-binding transcription factor activity. The transcript has 2 exons. Gene Ontology annotation, biological process: regulation of transcription by RNA polymerase II. Lineage: Eukaryota; Metazoa; Chordata; Actinopteri; Salmoniformes; Salmonidae. The coding region runs from base 4682 to 5626 and encodes 314 amino acids.